UUGGAAUUAAAAGUACAUUCAUAAUCUCAACUUGGUGAUAUAUUGCACAAAAAAAAUGUACAUAUUAGGUAUAGAUAAAAGCCCCUUCUCUACUUCUCUUCAAUCCAAUAUUGAUCCCUUAGCCAUGGGGUUCUACUGCACCGCCGUCGUCGUCACCGCGCUUCUUCUACUCUCCAUCUCUGCGAAGCUCCCCGUUGUCGUUGUUGUCGCAAAAGAUUACAGGGUGGGCGGCACGGACGGAUGGACUUUUGGCCCCGACUUCCUGCAAUGGUCCGAGCAGUAUAACUUCACCGUCGGCGAUGUUCUGACAUUUAACUACGUGAAGGGGCAACACAACACGUAUGAAGUGACGGAGGACGCGUACAAGGCGUGCGACGGGGGGAAGACGAUCCCGCCGCUCCGAGUCUACGCGAGCGGCAACGAUGUCGUCAACUUGACGCGCGCGGCGAGCUACUAUUUCCUCUGCAACAUCAAAGGCCACUGCUUAGGAGGCAUGAAACUCAACAUCACCGUCGCCGCGAACGCGACCCCGACCCCGACCCCGAGCGGAGGAAACACACCGCCGCCGCCUCCACCGAGUCCGCCCCUGCCGCCGGAGUCUCGGGGAAACCGUGGUGCAAUGUUGGGGAAGUGGUGGUGGGGUUGUGCAGCUUUAGUAUUUGGAAUUUUUACAUCUCUCUAUUAAUUGUUGAGUGUGACACUUUUGUU
Molecule: messenger RNA, 708 nt
Organism: Ananas comosus (pineapple)
Lineage: Eukaryota; Viridiplantae; Streptophyta; Magnoliopsida; Poales; Bromeliaceae
Product: blue copper protein-like
Exons: 2
Coding region: 56-685 (209 amino acids)
Cellular component (GO): plasma membrane
Molecular function (GO): electron transfer activity
Source: RefSeq, a predicted model, not a curated record